Exophiala aquamarina CBS 119918 is the source of this 645-nucleotide messenger RNA. RefSeq lists its product as uncharacterized. Lineage: Eukaryota; Fungi; Ascomycota; Eurotiomycetes; Chaetothyriales; Herpotrichiellaceae. The record is from RefSeq and is a predicted model, not a curated record. The transcript is spliced from 2 exons. The coding region runs from base 1 to 645 and encodes 214 amino acids.
AUGGCCGCCACUCCUACCCAAGUCAAUCAUAUUGGGGAUCUUCUGUCUCGAGCACAUGGCAAAGUCCUCGAGCUUGGCCCUGGAAGUGGCGAUCAGUUGUAUCAUUACAACCCGGGACACAUUGAGAAGUUGUACGCAGCAGAGCCGAAUGCUUUCCUCCAUCCUAAACUGCUCCAAAUGGCAGCGAAGCACGCGCUAACUGGGAAGCUUGUCCCACUCGAAGCGGGAGGCCAGCCGGGUAGUCUUCUUCCAGCACUCCAAAAAGCAGGUCUUCUCUCCAGCACAGUGUCAGCUCUUCCUGAGCAGGGAGUUUUCGACACAGUAAUCACCGUCAAAUCUCUUUGUUCCGUUCCACAGAAUCAGCUCACGGCCACGAUCGCCGUCGUCCAGGCGCUUUUGAAGCCUGGAGGCCAGUUCUUGUUCUUCGAACACGUAAAGAACAACACGGAUAGUAUCACCGGAUGCUAUGUACGGCUUCUGGACUGGAUCUGGCCCGCUCUCAUGGGCGGCUGCCGCUUGAAUGGCAAAAUCGAUCAGGUUAUCCUAGGAAUGGGUGGUUGGGAUGAGAGGAGAAUCAGCACAGUUGGCGACUUCCAGGGACAUGAGGUCUUCAGAUACGUCAAGGGAACUGCCACCAAGGCUUGA